Geodia barretti is the source of this 383-nucleotide messenger RNA. Lineage: Eukaryota; Metazoa; Porifera; Demospongiae; Tetractinellida; Geodiidae. The record is from the annotation of a GenBank genome assembly.
UCCAGUGAAGUGUCAGAGCAGUUUCAGCAUUUGCUACCAAGAGAAGCUGAACAGCUGGAGAUCCUGAUAUUUCCAUCAAGGACCCUGGCUCGCCAUAUCAAGCAAGUUCCUCAGUACGAAGGAGCUGAGUGGAUAUCCCUCGCACGUCCAUCUCUGGUGUUGACAGUUGUCUCCGGAAGUUCCGCGGAGGAAUCAACAAACGCUGCAAGGUGGAACAGACAUGGCGUCGUGGGUACGGAUGCCCAGGAGACCCGGUCACCGACCCUCUCAGAGAUAUGAUGCCCUGCCUCUUUGAGCAGGAACAUACAAGUGUACGACAAGAGAGGUUACUGAUGCUCUAUAUCAUCUUCAAAGGAGGAGUGAGUCGGGAGACUUUAUGAAGC